Nannizzia gypsea CBS 118893 is the source of this 5097-nucleotide messenger RNA. RefSeq lists its product as hypothetical. Lineage: Eukaryota; Fungi; Ascomycota; Eurotiomycetes; Onygenales; Arthrodermataceae. The coding region runs from base 1 to 5097 and encodes 1698 amino acids. The record is from RefSeq and is a predicted model, not a curated record. The transcript has 3 exons. Gene Ontology annotation, molecular function: protein binding; glycosyltransferase activity. Gene Ontology annotation, biological process: protein O-linked glycosylation.
AUGCUGCCGUCGGUGGCACACCAGCCUCUCCAGUUCCUCCCGCACCGCCAUACUCAAUCUCUUUACUCGACAAAUACUCCCUACGACCUCCACGGACAAGGCAUACAUUCUCUCCAGGAUGGCUUCCAGUUCUCACAGUAUGCCAACCAUGGGCAAUCUUCUUUGGUUAGAGGAAGCAGGACGCAUUGCCCACGACCAAUUCAGCGGCCGGAAAUACACACUCUGACAGACGGCCGAAUACAUGGCGGUCCUACCUCGCAAGAGAAUACUUUACGACGAAAAACACCCAAUGGUACCCUUGCUGCCGGUUAUGAUGCCACUCCUGGAGAUAGAUCUAUCCAGCAGCCUGCCACCAAACAUAUUCUCGUCUCUUCGCUCGACAAUAGUCAGAUAGUGCCGCAGCCCGGCCUCGCCCUCGAUCCUCUACAACAAUUCAAGGCCGUCGAACCGUUACCUCUUUCUCAGCACCAAAAUUUUCCUCCCGCGUUCAAGCAAGAUGCAAAUAGAAUAAAUACCGUGCACAACGGUAUGCCGCAAGAAUUUCCAAACACUAACUGGAUUAGAUCUCUCAAUCCCGCUCAAGGAGGAGGCAUCGACUCGGUUCUAAAUCAGACCUCCAGUCUACCCACAGGUCAGAGAUAUAACUACUGGCAGAAUCUACCCACGGUUCCCACAGUGCUUGCAUCCUCUUUGCAGCCUGGCCUUGGUGGCCCCGAGUCUGCUGCUGCUGCACAGUAUGGUCAAUACUGGCCUGAUGGGUCAUACAUGCCACCUUAUCGGCCUACCACCUUUGGGGAUACGAGAUACCAAUCAACACCCUCAAUAGGACAACACUCGCUGCCUAAUAAUAACCGGCUCGCAGAUGCUCAAUCGCUUUUUAACAGACAAUCCCUCCCCCCCUCCGAAUUUCUCGCACCAGGGUUCUCCUGGAACCCACUCCCGGCCCAAUCAACUAUAAACGGGCACCAGCAGCAUCAAAUCUAUGCCCAUGACCUUUCAAGGCCUCAACAACAUUAUGCUCCCAGUCAUAUUCCUCAAAAAAACCCCGAUCAAAUCUGGGAUCAGCCCCAGUUGCAGUAUGGGCCAUCACUUCCUUCAAAGCAUGACAUACAUCAUUUAGAUACGGUUGACUCCCUACGCUGGCAACAAACUUCGCAAAAUGGCCUUCAUCCUUCCACACCUAACGUUACCAGGUCACCGAGAAAUUCAGAAUUCAAAGAGAAGACCCUCUCCUGGGCUCACAGCGUCUAUGUCGACCUUCUCGCUUCAUUGCAUAAUGCUAGGAAGAAAGCAAGUCAGGGUGUAGACUCUCAUUCUCGCGAGCCUUUCAAACCCAGCAUAUACCCUAAACCUCCAAGACAACCAACCUCCGACUUCUCACAUUCGGAAAAUAUCGUCAGAAAACCCAGGAUUCACGACCCACAUGUUCAGCCCUUGAGCAUGCAUCCACAACGAAGCCAUUCCAUUCACCUAGAUCCGUCUGUGAGUGGAUUUUUCGACACCAAGAGACACCCAGCCCAUAGGCAAUUCCCGUCGAUUGAUAGUUCCGCCCAGUUGAGGCAUGUAAAUCAACCGUUCGACCACGGAAUGUCUUCCGAUAUGUCGAUGAAUGGAUAUCGGACAAUCCGACGUAGCCAUGGAGCUUCGAUGUCUCGUAUGUUCAGCCCCACGCACGAGGCAAUGUCAAUAUCAGAAAAGGCUGUCUCUGCUUUGGAAAUGCUUGCUAGCCUCUGCAAGGAGAGUGGUUGGACUUGGAUCGAUGGAAUGCUGGUUGGUGGUUGUCUUGCUUAUGGACUGGGUGACUACAAUAGAGCCAUCCGUUGGUAUAACCGGGUUAUAAACCAAGAUUCUGCACACGUCGAGGCAAUUUCCAACCUUGCUGCUUCGCUUCUAGCAUUGGAGCGUCGGGAAGAGGCUCUUCAGCACUGGUUGCGAGCUAUAAAAUUACGCCCAAGCUACUUUGAUGCUGUUGAACAUCUCAUCGGACUGUUAUGCAGCAGUCAACGAGGCAAGGAAGCUGUCAAUAUUGUUCAAUAUGUCGAAAAUUCGUUACGAUUACCUCCAAGUGGCGAUUGUUUCAAGUCAAAUCGUGCAUGCGAUCAAUCUGAUACGGAGUCAGAAGAUAGGGAAUCCAGUGUAUCAACUACGGAAUCUGCCGACAAAAUGGCAUUUGAUUACACUGAUAGCAUCCAGAGCCCACUGGCAUUUGCUCGUCGCGGGUCCGACCAAUCAGCCCCUGGCUUUGGAUCAAGUGGUUAUGCUAUACCUGGGGCCGAUAAUGGCAGGAUGCUUGGUCUCAUACAUGCCAAGGGGAACAUGCUUUAUGCGCUGGGGGAUAAUGUGGCCGCUGCUGGAGCUUUUGAGGAAGCCAUCCUCAUAAGCACAAGCAAACGACGAGGAAUGAAGAGCCUUAUCCGCCAUAUACUUUCAGCCUUUGGUGAUGAUAACAGGCACGGUAUUCCUACUUGUCGACCAUAUGACCCCAAGGAAACUAUACUGCUAUUUCCCGACAAGGCACUUCAAACGGCAAAGCUAGUGUUCCAUCCGCAGGGAACGUUGCCCGGCCUUCAAUAUCUUCCAGAUGGCUUGGCUAAAAGGGCCGCAAUUUCUACAACCAGCAACUCGCUACUGUCGCUGGCCAAGAUCUACCAGGAUGGUAUGGCUUCAACAUCUUCAAACGGGACUCUAAGGAGCACACCAGGCGUUCGAGAUAUCCUUGCAUUAUAUUACCUGUCUCUGUCGCUACAGCCCAGUCCAUCAACCGCAAAUAAUGUUGGAAUCCUCCUCGCCGGAAUUCAAGGAACCUCCGCAAAAUCUGUUCGCACGGCAGGUGAAUAUCAAAUUCCGGAUAUUCCUGGAGUCACCCCUGGCAGCGGCAUUUCGCUUGCUUUAGCGUACUACAAUUAUGGUCUGUCCCUUGAUUCAAGACACGCCCAUCUCUAUACCAAUCUAGGGAGCCUUCUCAAGGACAUCGGCCAAUUGCCUGCCGCAAUUAAAAUGUACGAACACGCUGUUCAAUGUGACAAUAAGUUUGAUAUUGCAUUAGCAAACCUUGCAAAUGCCGUAAAGGAUUCUGGCAGAAUCAACGAUGCCAUUGGAUAUUAUCGACGAGCUGUGAAUGCUAAUCCAGAUUUUGCUGAAGCAGUGUGUGGCUUAGCAAAUGCAUUGAAUUCUGUUUGCAACUGGGGAGGUAGAGGAGGCAUUGCACCUGGCCGUGGUAUUAGAGAUCUGUGGCACGUUGAUGACCAAGGCCGGCUACGUGAUGCAAAGGAAAUGACGGUUGAUACCGGAUGGAUCAAACGAGUUGUUGAUAUCGUGGACAAACAACUGAAGGACGGCGAACUUUGGGGUUGUGGUACUCUCCAGAACUUAACCCCGGACCAACUGUGCUCCGCCUUGAUGUUCCCAUCCAGCAAUAGUAUGGACGCAAUGAGCAGACGUACAACUCUCAAUGCUUUACUACGCUCCUGGUCAGGAAAAAAGUGGGAAGGAUCCCGGACCGUGCGACUGGUUGAACGAAUUGUGAAGUAUAUUGGCUGGCAAUGGUAUCAGGAUCGAUAUGUGCACCGCAGAGAAUACCCAGCUUCGAAGUAUGCACGUCCUCGAUUCCCGGGCGCACUCGCCCCGCCCAGUGCUCCCACUGUCCUGCCAUUCCAUACAUUUACUUGCCCGCUAUCCGCGAAGCAAAUCCGCCACAUCUCUCAGCGCAACGGCUUGCGUAUUUCCUGCUCCACUCUUCGUUCUCCAUGGCUCCCUGCUACGGUAUAUCAACCUCCAGCUCCACCGAAUCCUCAAAUCAUAGUUGGAUAUGUCUCAUCCGACUUUAACAACCAUCCUCUGGCCCACCUUAUGCAGUCUGUCUUUGGCCUCCAUAAUCCAAGCCGUGUAAAAGCGAUUUGUUAUGCAACCACAGCCAGUGACAACUCCAUCCACCGCCAACAAAUUCAGCGGGAAGCCCCUGUUUUCCGCGAUGUUAGCAGUUGGUCUGUGGAUCGAUUAGUGGAUCAGAUUGUCAGAGACGGUGUUCAUAUCCUUGUCAAUCUAAAUGGAUACACGCGAGGCGCUCGCAACGAGGUGUUUGCAGCUCGACCGGCACCUAUACAUAUGUCCUUCAUGGGAUUUGCGGGGUCGCUGGGUGCUGAAUGGUCUGACUAUAUCCUAGCCGAUGAACUCUCCAUUCCACCUAGUACUUUGGCCCCUCGAGGACAAUCGCCAAGAAUAGAGGAUAGACUAUAUGACGUGGAUCACAGCGAAGACACAGAUGACUGGAUAUAUAAUGAGAAAAUUGUAUAUACCAAACACACCUUCUUCUGCUGCGAUCACAGGCAGAGUGCCCCUGAUGCUCGCGGACCUAGGUUGACGUGGGAAGAGGAGCAAGCAAAUAGGUGGAAGAUGCGCAAGGAAUUGUUCCCCGAUCUCAAGGAUGAUACAGUGAUUCUCGGUAAUUUCAACCAACUGUAUAAGAUCGAACCAACAACAUUUCGUACCUGGUUAAGAAUUUUAGCCGGUAUUCCAAAUGCGGUACUUUGGCUCCUUCGUUUCCCUGACGUUGGCGAGCAAAAUCUCCGGCAGACGGCAAAAGCCUGGGCUGGCGAAGCAACUGCAUCAAGGAUCAUAUUCACCGAUGUUGCACCAAAGCAUGCUCACAUUUCCCGUGCUCGCAUCUGUGACCUUUUCUUGGACACACCAGAGUGUAAUGCUCACACCACCGCUGCUGACGUUCUUUGGAGUGGUACACCACUCCUCACUUUUCCACGAUAUAAGUACAAGAUGUGCUCUCGCAUGGCGUCUAGUAUUUUAACAAGCGCACUUCCACAGACGGAAGAUGGCAAAGACGCUGCGAGGCAGUUGGUUUCUUCUUCUGAGGCUGAAUAUGAAAAGACUGCAAUUGAGCUGGGUUUGGGGAUGAAAUACGAACUUGGCAAUAGCCAGGGCAGAGCAAGUGGACGAUUGUUUGAACUUCGGAAAAUGCUUUACUUGAAUCGGUGGGAAAGUAAACUGUUUGAUACCCGAAGAUGGGUCAAUGAUUUGGAAGAGGCGUACGAGAAGGUUUGGGCGAACUGGGUUCAAGGAGAAGAGAAAGAUAUAUGGCUAUGA